AUGUUGGGCUACCCUUCGAGAAGCCCGAACAUUAUUUCUGCAGUCAGGGUAUCCAAUGCUACUGGCCAGGCUGACAUAUCGAGCUCCACAACUGUGCUGAGCAGCAGUAUCUCUAGCUCUGCUGGAUCAUCCGCUGUGUCCGCUACUCCAUCAGCCUCGUCUACACCGUCUGCUGAUCUCUGUCCGUCGUACAACUUCACAACGUACGCGGACAACGAGGACAAUAAUUGGCAGGUCUUGUGCGGGUUUGACACCUCGCCGUCCUCCUUCGGAGUUGUAGAUGUUCCCAGUUUUGCAGACUGUCUCGAAGCAUGUAAUGUUGAAGACGGAUGCGUUGCUGUGUCAUACUACGGAACCGCUUGUUACUUCAAGGACGGCUACCAAGAAAUGGUACCUUCUAGAAAUGUCAACAGUGCGUUCGUCAUCAACCAAGCCAACUACCCAGUACCUUCAAGAGACGAGGUGUACUCUGGCCGAGGAUGUGGCUCUUCUUUGCCUGCUGGUCAAGUUCCAGGAGGACCGACUACUCAGUUUACCAUCAACUCUGCUGGUCUGAAUCGCUCGUUUAGUGUUCAUGUGCCGUCCUCGUACAAUACUAACAAUGCAGCUCCCUUGAUCUUUGCUUUCCAUGGUCGUAGCGAGACGCUAUUGAAUAUUGAAGGAUACUCUGGCUUGUCUAGUGAAGCUUUGAACCCGUACGGCAUUGUUGUUUACCCCUUGGGUGUUGCAAGCGACCCAGAUACCGUUGAUCGAACUCCUUAUGUGGACGAUCAGACGUUCGUACAAGAUCUCAUCGUCCACAUGACUUCGAACUACUGCAUCGAUACUAGUCGCAUCCUUGCUACAGGAUUCUCCAACGGCGGUGGUCUUGUUGGGGUUCUGGCAUGCAACUCUUCGCUGUCCAACCAGUUCAGCGCUUUUGCCAUCAACGCCGGAGCUCAGUAUACCAACGAUAGCGAUACUGCUGGCUGUCCUCAGUCUGGCGAUGUACCCUCGACUAUCUUGACGAACACUCUCGUUCAGCCUGUGUGCUCACCCGGCAGACAGAAUGUUCCAAUUUUGGAGUUCCAUGGUGAUGCUGAUGGUACUAUUUCGUACAAUGGUGGACCUCGUCGUGGUUACUGUCUCCCUACUAUUCCUCAUUGGGUCUCAGACUGGUCGGUCAGAAAUGGCAUGACCAAUGCCAGCGUUGUCACACCUCUUGCAAAUGGUCAAGUUACCAAAUAUGAGUAUGGAGCAGAUGACGACCAAGGACUUGUCACUCAUUACAAAGUUGCUGGUUGGAACCAUGCUUGGGUCAGCACAGCACUUGGUGCGCCGAUAGAUUCUACACCCAUUAUCUUGGAGUUCCUCUAUCGGUUUACAAACCCCAAUGCUCUUCGAUAUAUUCCUGCGCCACCCAGUCCGCCAGCGGUUUCUAGCACUGUGUCGAGCUCAACUUCGGCAAUAGCGACUUCAUCGCCUUCUGCUGGGAUUCCUUCGCCUUCGUCGAACUUGUCUAGUGUCGCAUUCCCCAACGUAACUGCUGUUAGCCCCUCGCCCAGCAAUAUCUCGUUGCCUUUGAACACAACGACGAGUCUAUCUGUACCUCUCACUACAGCGCCUGUCUCUGUCAACAUGUCAACACCAUUCAACGUCUCAUCCAUUACCGCCGACUCAACGACUGCAUUCAACACCUCCAUCGUAUCUCUUCCUGACACUGCAGUCCUCUCUUCAGCCUUCUCAACAGCGACUCCAGCUCCCUUUGCGAACGCUACAGCCACUAUGGAUACCAACAUAACCCUCCCAACCUCCUCUCCAACAUCCGUAUCUUGUCCCUCCAGCAACAACACCCUCUACACCGACCCCUCCUCCGACUCAACCUUUGAAAUCCAAUGCGGAGAUGACAACACCAUAACCGCCGAACCUGCAUCUCAAGCGAAGCUCAAGAGUAUAUGUAGGUUUACCACGAGCUCUCUCUUUUUUCUUUUCGUGUUCAACUUCAUCACUCUUUUGGUUUUACUGAAUAUUCCGAUUGCAAUGAAGUACUCUGGUAUUGCUGCUUCGGCCACCGCCUUGAUGGUUGGUGUUGCUUCUGCCGCUGUCACUGGUGUCACUGGCAAACCCGAAGGCUUUGCUUCUUCCACUACAGGUGGUGGUAACGCAAAAGCUGUCUACCCUUCCACUACUGAUGAGCUGGUCUCAUACCUCGGUGAUAAGACUGCUCGCGUCAUUGUGUUGACCAAGACCUUUGAUUUCACUGGUACUGAGGGAACUACUACCAGCUCAGGCUGUGCUCCUUGGGGUACUGGUGCUGGAUGCCAAACUGACAAGUGGUGCGAGAACUACGAGUCAGAUGCACCCAAGGUUUCUAGCAUCACUUAUGAUGCUGCUGGUACUCUUGGUAUCACUGUUGCUUCCGAUAAAUCCAUCGUCGGAGAUGGCUCCAAGGGUGUUAUCAAGGGCAAAGGUCUACGCAUUGUCAAUGGUGCCAAGAAUGUCGUCAUUCAGAACGUGGCCAUCACCGACAUCAACCCUGAGUACGUUUGGGGUGGAGAUGCCAUUACCUUGGACGGCACAGACAAUGUCUGGAUUGACCACGUUACUCAUAUUGUCUUGGGCACUGAAGCCUCCGGCAAAGUUACCAUUUCGAACUCGUACAUCGAUGGUUCUGGCGAUUACAGUGCGACAUGCGAUGGUCACCAAUACUGGGCUCUUUACUUCGACGGCUCAGGUGACCAGGUCACUUUUAAGAACAACUACAUCUACCAGACCAGCGGUCGUGCUCCUAAGGUCCAGAGCAACACUCUUCUCCACGCCGUCAACAACUAUUGGAAUGACAACAGCGGUCAUGCCUUCGAAAUCGGCAAGGGCGGUUACGUUCUCGCUGAAGGCAAUGUCUUCGAAAAUGUCAAGGCUCCUCUGGAGGCUUCCUCGUAUGCUGGAGAGCUAUUUACUGCCGACUCUGGCUCGGCUUGCAGUUCUGCACUUGGUCGUUCUUGUGAGGCAAACUCUCUCAGCGGUUCUGGCAUUUUCAGCGAGAGUAACACUGGUUUCCUCAGCAAGUUCUCUGGUGCUGGUGCUGCGACUGCUAAGCCUGCCUCUGGGAUCAAGUCUUAUGUCACUGCCAAUGCUGGCGCUGGCAAGCUUGCCCAGUAA
Messenger RNA from Aureobasidium musti, 3138 nucleotides. Lineage: Eukaryota; Fungi; Ascomycota; Dothideomycetes; Dothideales; Saccotheciaceae. The record is from the annotation of a GenBank genome assembly.